Molecule: messenger RNA, 1194 nt
Organism: Neurospora tetrasperma FGSC 2508
Lineage: Eukaryota; Fungi; Ascomycota; Sordariomycetes; Sordariales; Sordariaceae
Exons: 5
Coding region: 1-1194 (397 amino acids)
Source: RefSeq, a predicted model, not a curated record
AUGAGCGAAGAAGCUACAUCGCAGUACGAAAACGCGGUAGCCAACGCUGGAAGGCCCGAGUUAAACGUCACCGGCGGUUCUACAGGCUUCGACCUCGUCCUCUUUUACAUACCUUCGAAAUUCCAGGCUCAACCGCCUCAGGGGAAGUUUGUGGGCAAAGGCGAGCGCCAUUAUUUUGCCUAUCAUCCAGUGAUCCUCAGCUUUGGUAUCGGUAGCCUGCUUCUGCUCGCUGUUCUCAUCAAGUACAUCCACUCCAGGGCCGCCCUGGUGUCCUGGAAAGUUCGAUAUGGCCAGAAUUCGUCAAAGACUACCAACCCAUACUCGGGUAGUGGGAACGUGCCGUCGGGUCACAGGCCUGCUCUACCGCGCAGAAACAUCUACGAUAGCUGGCUUGCUGUUCGCUUCACUGUCGCCUUUGUGGCAUUAGGACUCUUCGAACUAGUCGUCAUCUUCUUCCAACUCCGCGCCGCCAACACCAACACCAAAGACAACAUCCCGCCCCACCCCGACCUCAGCGCCGCCCGCGCCCGAGGCGACUUUGCCCUCUUCUGCCCCGGCGUCUCCGCCAGUCUUCUUAUUUUUAUCGUCUUCGGCACCACCCGGACCUUCCGCGAGUACGUCUGGACCCGAUUUGCGCCCCAACUGCUCCAGGACCGAGUCGCGGCCAGGAAGGCCCUCAAGAAGCAGAAAACCCCACCAAACGAAGGAGGAGGACAAGGAGGAGGCGAAAAUGGAGGAACCAUGGCGCCACCCGUCAUCUUGUCCACCUUCCAAAUCGGCGUCAGGAGAAACAGCAGUCACAACUCUGCAAACCCUGCUGCUGCUGACGACGACGACUUAUAUAAAGGGGUGCAGACACUGACGACCAUCAAUGGCCAUAAAUAUCGGAAUGGGCCGUAUACACCCUAUAUACGUAGCGCGACGCCGAGUCCCUGUCCCUCGCCUAGUCCGGGGCCUGGUAGUGAGGUGGAUCUGGAGAUGGGGAAUGGGAAUGGAGGGCAACACGGAGGAGGUCGCGGGAGCUAUGAGGGAAGCGGCAGCGGGAAACAACAACAACAACAACAACAAAAACACUUGCAGACGGCAAGGGCGACGACAGCCUUUGGAGUGGUUAGGAGUACAAGCCGGACGGAUGAUGAUGACGUUCCGAUUUUGAAGAAGGCGAUGCCUGCUUUUCAGAGAGGCCAUCGAUAG